This is a messenger RNA of Toxotes jaculatrix (banded archerfish), 2019 nucleotides long. RefSeq names its product purinergic receptor P2X, ligand-gated ion channel, 1 (gene p2rx1). NCBI's taxonomy places the organism in Eukaryota, Metazoa, Chordata, Actinopteri, Toxotidae. The transcript is spliced from 14 exons. Gene Ontology annotation, molecular function: purinergic nucleotide receptor activity; extracellularly ATP-gated monoatomic cation channel activity; ATP binding. The coding region runs from base 194 to 1468 and encodes 424 amino acids. Gene Ontology annotation, cellular component: plasma membrane; nuclear inner membrane. The record is from RefSeq and is a predicted model, not a curated record. Gene Ontology annotation, biological process: monoatomic cation transmembrane transport; response to ATP.
AAGUCCAACACUUCAGGACUUCUCAUGAAGCGCUUCAGACGUCACUUAUGAGAGGAGGUAGAGGAUCCUCGCCACUAGAGAGGAACAAGGUAGAGGUGACCAGGAGGAGAAGAGGAAGUGGAGCCUGGGUGUUUAUAUGCGAGUAGGGUGAGAAGAGAGACCCCACUCUCUGUGGGUCAGCCGAUGACAGAAGAUGAAGAGCCAAAUUACCAAUGCUCUCUCUGACUUCUUCUUUGAGUAUGAGACCCCACGCCAGGUGCUGGUGAGGAACAGGAGGGUGGGAGUGGUGUGCCGUUUGAUCCAGCUGGGGGUCCUGGCUUACAUUAUUGGGUGGGUUUUCAUCUACGAAAAAGGCUACCAGUCCACAGACACAGCAGUCAGCUCCAUCUUCACCAAAAUGAAAGGUAUAGGCUACACCAAUGAGAACGGAAAUGAGAGAGUCUGGGAUGUGGCCGACUAUGUCUUCCCUCCACAGGGAGACUCAUCCUUUGUGGUGAUGACAAACUACAUCAUAACUGAGGGUCAGACUAUGGGAAAGUGUACCGAGCUAAAAGACAAGCACAACUGCAGCUCAGAUGCCGACUGUGAAGGAGGGAGUUUCAAACGUACGGGACAUGGGCAAAUGACGGGAGUCUGUGUGAACUCCACAAAGACCUGUGAAGUGUUGGCUUGGUGCCCUGUUGAGGACGAUCACAACAUACCAGAUCCACCUCUGUUGAUGUCUGCAGAGAACUACACUCUAUUCAUCAAAAAUUCUGUAACUUUCCCCUUAUUUGGUGUCACAAGGAGUAACCUGGUGGAGGGCAUUGAUUCCACAUACAUCAGUAACUGCCUUCAUCAUCCAGACCAUGAUCCACUGUGUCCAAUAUUCAGACUGGGAGACAUAAUUAAACUUUCUGGUUUUAAUUUUGAAACAAUAGCCCGAGUGGGAGGGGCCAUUGGCAUUGUGGUUGACUGGACAUGUAACCUUGAUCUGGAUGUAAAACACUGUAAACCAAAGUACAACUUCCAUGGUCUGUAUGGAAACCCUUCUGAGACAGACAAAGCGAAAGCAUCAGUGGGCUACAACUUCAGGUACGCAAAGCACUAUUUGGAGGACAAAGUUCAGAAACGAACCCUUCUCAAAGUGUUUGGGAUCAGAUUUGACAUCAUUGUGCAAUCACUGGCAAGAAAGUUUGAUAUCAUCCCAACACUGACAGCUAUAGGCUCUGGAGUGGGCAUUUUUGGAGUGGCAACUGUAGUAUGUGACUUGGUGCUGCUCUAUUUGCUGCCAAAAAGAGAAUUUUACAAGAACAUGAAAUUCAAAUACACAGAUACACCAGCACAGCAUGACAGCGAGUCGCUCGGUUUAGACACAAGCGCCUAUUACACCCUUGAAGCAAAUGCAAGACAAGUCCAAGGCACUGACCAGUCCAAUGAUCCUGAUUCAGAGGCAGGUAGCAUAGAGACUGAGGUAUCUAAAAAGUGACCUGGGGCGCAAACAUUCAAGACAACGGCCAGUCUACUUUGAAGGUGUAUCACACUGGGACCCUGCACUAGACCCUGCAAGACAACAUGCACUAUAAAUGGACUGAAAAAGGACUGGGACUGAAGGGACAAAGUCAAAUGACAUUGCUCUGUGUUCCCUCUGUUUCUUUUUGAUGUCCAGCAUCUGCUACCAACAACAUUCUCCAACUUUUAAAGCCAUCCUGAGUGACUGUGACUCUUGCUAUUGAUGGUGUAGCUCAGCCAUAUGUGUACUUUUUUGGGUGUAGCUCAGUUUGCUUUCGUUCAUACUCUGGGUGUAAUCUCUGGGUGUAACUGUUUCCAUACCCAGACAGGUGAAAGAACAAUUUCUGGCACUUAAGUGCUCCUGUGUGUACACAAAUCAUCCAUAAGUCAUCCAUUACCUCUGUCUCUGUCUUUGUCAUGGCAAAAUAUACACACAUGAUGUGUGGAUGUGCCACCGUCAGAGUGAUUCAUCCCUUGUGUGCACCUUGUGAUUGACGAUUGAAUUUAAUAAAAGUGAUAUUCCUGCUA